Molecule: messenger RNA, 2856 nt
Organism: Hydatigera taeniaeformis
Lineage: Eukaryota; Metazoa; Platyhelminthes; Cestoda; Cyclophyllidea; Taeniidae
Source: the annotation of a GenBank genome assembly
AUGCAUGCAAACAUAAUGGCGACAAGCAUAGAUUCGGUUGCUCGCACACGAGAGAAGGAGAAAUUCGCAGAACUUCUGACUAGCAACAAAGGCGCCACCUCCCCCAACGACCGUGACAAGGAUGGUAACAGCCUGACUCAUUUGGCAGCUUUACACGGAAACGUUCCAUUACUUUGUUUCCUCUUGGAAAACGACAUAAUUGAAAUGGAGGCGCGUAACGCACUCAACCAAACACCCCUGUUCUUUGCUGUCCUCUCCAGCUCCAUUGAAACGGUGCGACUUUUCCUCGAGGCCGGAGCCUCAUUCGACGUUGCAGAUGCUAAUGGCGAAACGGUUGUUCAUAUUUCGGCAAAGGUUAACAAUCUCGAUAUAACUGAGUUCAUCUCCACAGUUGGUACCAACUUGAAUUGUGUAAAUGCUAUGGGCGAGUCAGCACUACACGUCGCGUGCAGGUUGAAUAACCUCAGCAGUGUAAUAGCACUUUCUGCGGCCGGUGUUAAUCCAAACACUAUUUCUAACGAUCAGCUCAGUCCGUUGCACUUGGCGGCCAAAUCUGGUGACCUCGAACUCGUUCGAGGGCUUUUAUUCUAUGGAGCCGAUUCCGCGUCCCCUAAUGGACUGGGGAUCACAGCGGACGUUACGGCUUACGCGCUUGGUCACAAUGACGUUGGAAAGCUUAUUACAAGCAUCACGCCAGAACGCCUGGUGAAGUUUCGGGAGAAGUUUGAGCCACUAGCAAAAAAACCGCGCAUCAAGUUGAAACUGUUCGGUUCCUCUCUCUCGGGUAAAACAGCAUUGUCGACAUCCUUGCGUUCCGGAGUUGUAACUGGCUACUUGAAACGAAAAAUGAAAGCCAUCAGUCACAUCGCUGAGUGGCUUUCGGAAGGUGAAACCAAUAUCAAAUACAUCAAUAUCUCCAAAAGAAAAACGAAAAUGUUCUACGCUGAACACGACAACUACACGCGGGGGAUUGACAUUAAGAGUCAGUUUAAUGAUGUGUUAGCAACGCUUUCUGCUCCCGACACGUACUAUCCCUUAGGCGAGAGUGCAGUCUCAACAGUCUGGCUUGAUGUUCAUGAUGAUCCGGUUGAAAUAACUGCUGCCUUUUAUAACAGUCAUUCAUGUUUUUUUUACUCGAUGCGACUAUUCCUAUCUUUAGAUACACCGGAAUUCAGCAUAUGGGAAUACUCCGGUUACAAACCAUACUACUUCCUUUAUUACUUCUUCAUUGGAAAUACAAGCUGCAUCCAUGCCGUCGUCUACAGCCUAAAAGAUCCACCUUCUGUCCAGCGGGAGAAAGUUUCGUUUUGGCUCACCUUCAUUCACAGUCGUCUGCCAAUGCAAGAGGGUUGGUUCGCCCAAAAGUUUAAGCGAAUAAUAAAGUCUCGCAUGGAAAUACCAACAGUCCCCAUCAUUGCUGAAGUCAUCUCAAAUCGUCUGGAAGAGUGGAACCGAGCUCAUUAUGUCUCCAUUAAGUACUGGCCCCAAUUCAUUCACCUAGUCCAAACCCGUAUCAAUCCUCUGUGCACAGAGGCCAUUCUGCGGGAAACCGUUCAAUUUCUUCAGUAUACGGGUGAUCUAAUCGUGCUGGAAACGGAGGAUGAGAACGAUUUAAUAAUUUUAAAUCCGUCGUGGAUCUUGACAGAGGCCGUCGGCAAUCUCUUCUCACAGGACAGCAUCAGCCAUGCUCGUGUAACAGGCAGUUUUACCACUGAUGAUUUGCACUUCCUCAUUACUGAAAGUGACGUUGACAUGGUGGUCGAGGUGCUGACCGCCCUUGAGUGCUGUACCGUCUGUCAACAGGUCAAAGAUAACAAUGACGGCGUUAGUGGGAACGGUGACAAUCUUCUCCAGUUAGAGGUACGGAAACAAUCCAUCCAUUCAUUUUUCGAAGACGCAGUGGCAGGAACCACCUUAGAGACAUCUCAGGCUGAGGAGCUGCAGCUGGAGAUUCCGAGGUUGAACCUUAUUCAGCCUUCGGACUUGGAAGAAGUCUGGGGAAGUGGAAAAGAGAUGUUAAGGACCGGAGUGCAGUUUAGAGCCUCGGGAGCACAGCUCAUCCACCUCUUUCCGCGAAUUCAGUGCCGCCUGCGGAGAGCUGUGACUAAGUUUUCUGAACAGGAGGGUCUAGAGGGUCCGGAGCUAGUUCAGUGGUUGCACGGGAGUAGGCUCACCUUUAACAAAGCCCUUAUCAACAUUUGUCUUGUCUGUGAGGAAACAGAAGAGGCGAUCGAAGUGAAACUCGAAACGCAUAGCUCGCUGACACUUUUAGCAUUCAGCUGUUUCCAUGACACCAUCAUUCUCGUCCGCACAGCCCUAGACGAGAUCGUUCCUCAGCUCUCAAUAUCCAAUUGCCUCCUCAUCUUCAAAAUCACCACCUCCAGAAUUUGCAAAGAAGUGGUCUCUCAGCCAACAAUUUUCCACCUUCUCACCACUGAUUCAGGAACCUUUACUCUCCUUGAAGGGACUCUUUUCCUCCGGAACCCCCAACUUCGAUCCUGUUGCUAUUUCGGAGAUCGCAUCCCAUCAUCGUGGAUUCGCGAUGAGGUGCUUCUUGGGGUGUGUUCACAAUUGGACAAUGAUGACAGUCUCUCAGAGACUCAGCUAAGGGACUUAAGUUGCCUUCUCAAUAAUGAUCCACAGAGCUCGUCGUGGGUAGAACUGAGUUCCCAUGAUAAUCGUCUGAAUCGACUACUACAGAUGUUAGUAGAUUGGCGUGAUUGUUCAGGCGAUGUUACGGUUGGUCGGCUAAUCUCUUCUCUCCAAACUGUCGGAUUGACAGCGAUUUCAACGCUGUUGCAGGAGAGCCUGCCUGUCUUUGUAAUGAAGGACCCGAUAGCUACGGCUGUUGAAUAA